GAACAGGCUGUCAGGCCAUUGUGAGCAUUCCUUGGGCUUCUCUUGUAUGAAUUUUUCGUGUUUUCCCAUUUAAUUCGCUUUUUCUCUACAAAAUAUUAGAAUAAUUUCUAAAAAUAAAGAAAGUGUGCGAUAGUUUUAGAAGAAAACAAUUUUUUUUGCAAGAAAAUCAAAGUGAAAAGAGCAAAUUUUUUCUCUUGAAGAAAAAGAGUGAAGCGUAAAAAUGGACUUAUUACCCUCCACGAGUAAGGGGGCAGAGAUGCAGUAUCCUCAGGAUUCAUCCGUGAUGCUGAAAAUGCUGAAUACUGAUUGCUUGUACACCAUCUUUUCGUACCUCAACGUCCGGGAGCUCAUUGGCAUUGAGGGAGUUUGCCAUAGAUUCAAAGAGAUUGCCGAGAUGAUCUACAAGACGUAUCGCGAUUUGAACUUUGAUCAAAUUUACCGUGAAAAGAGAAUUGAGAAAGAGGAUGUAAUGAAGAUUGCACGACGCGUGGGACCCAAUGUUGAAACUAUCACGAUUACACGGUGCCCACUUCCGAUGAACCGUGGAGAUGUUUUCAAAUUAAUUUACAAGCACUGCAGGAACUUGAACAAGAUCAUUCUCUAUCGAUUCUCAUUUCAUUCAGCAAUUGUUCCUGAUAUAACGAAUGCGUUUAGGAAUUUGACGGUUGCUGUACUUGCAAACUGCGAUCUGACGGAUGAUACACUGAUGGCCUUACUUCCAAUGCACCAAAUUGAGGUGCUGAGUGUUACACACAAUUUACGGAUGAAGGGAACCUUCCUUGCUAAAUUGGAGAAAAUCAAAGAUAUCGAUCUAUCUCAUUGCAAAAAAAUUGAUGUCCAGAUGUUCACGGAUUUCUGUGUGAACUCUCCUCAACUUCAAAGUCUCAAUAUCAUUAAAAGUCAGAGCAUCAUUCGAAACUGCCUGUACACAAUUGCAGAAAAACUGACAAAUCUGGAGAGCCUCUAUAUUUCUGACUUUUUCCAGGCUGAUGAAAGUUCGUACCUUGUUUUGGCCGAUCUGCCCAAUAUGAAACGCUUGGAGUUAUAUAAUCCUUUUGAUAUGGAACACCCAGAGCGUGCGAGGAAAGUUAAUCUCUUGGAAAAGUUCCUCUUGGCUGUUUCGGCCCAUAACCGCCUCGAACACCUGGACAUUUCGGAAACAAUCAUCACGGAUGACGUCAAAUCAGCUCUGGCAAAUCUGAACAAGUUGAAGAUACUAAAAAUGGCUGAUGUUUCACAUUUGAACGAUCGUACGUUGGCGCGACUCUCCUGCUUCAACACUCUCCAGGAACUACAUGUUUCCAGGAGUGACAUCUCAGUCAGAGGUUUGAUGCGUGUCAUCAAGCUCUCUCCAUUGAUUAGGUACAUUGAUAUGGCUCAUUGUAAAAAGUUUUCUGAAGAGUUCGAUGAAGAGCACAUCAAGCGUAUUCUGGGCUAUUUGAAAGGAAGACCUCAUGUCCUGACUAUUGAAGUUGAUGACAUGAAUUUUCCACCAGAGGAUUUUGAUCAUAUGGUGCCUCUAUACCAUCCAAGAUUGAAGAUUGUCUAUGAGGAGGAGGAUAAUUUUUUUUCAUACCUUGAGGAUUCUGCAGAAAGUUGUGAUUCUUCUUCGAAUGAAGAUUUCUCAGAUGAUGACGCCAUGGACACAGAUGACGAUUGAAUUUACUCUUAAUUAACUCUAUCCAGAAAAAAAAUCUGAAUAUACUCAUGUUAAUUGAUGGACUUCUAAUUUUUGUAAUAAGAAUUUAUGUUUAUGGAAUUAAUUAAGCACUUUUGUUCCUCUUAUUUUAAAACUGAAAUGUUAAAUCGUUUAGAAAUAAAUAAAACCUGAAAAGAAA
Molecule: messenger RNA, 1838 nt
Organism: Lutzomyia longipalpis
Lineage: Eukaryota; Metazoa; Arthropoda; Insecta; Diptera; Psychodidae
Exons: 2
Coding region: 221-1660 (479 amino acids)
Biological process (GO): SCF-dependent proteasomal ubiquitin-dependent protein catabolic process
Cellular component (GO): SCF ubiquitin ligase complex
Molecular function (GO): protein binding
Source: RefSeq, a predicted model, not a curated record